AUGGCUGAGCAAGGGCAUAGACAGCGUCCUAGAUUGGUGUUAGUAGCAACUCCAUUCCAAGGCCACAUCAAUCCAUUGCUUCAGCUCAGUGCUAUCCUUCAUUCUAAAGGAUUCUCCAUCACCAUUGUUCACACUCAAUUCAAUUCUCCUGACCCUUCAAACUGCCCUGAUUUCAACUUUCUAUUCAUUCAGGAUGGCUUAUCUGACCAUGACAUCGCUUCUCUCGACCUAACUGCCAUUGUUUUGGUUCUCAACGACAGAUGCCGAUUGCCUUUCCAAGAAUGCCUGGCCAAGCUUGUGGAGGAACAGGAGACAGAUGACGAUCGAAUUGUCUGUGUCAUUUAUGAUGAACUUUCGUACUUCUCUGAAGCUGCGGCUCAUAAUCUGAAGCUUCCGAGCAUUAUCUUUCGCACUAACAAUGCUAACAGCUUUCUGGCUCGCAGUGUUCUUAUCGAAAUGUAUGCGCAGGGUCACAUCCCUUUGGCAGACCCUAUGUCCCAGGAAGCAGUGCUGGAGCAUCCUCCCCUGAGACUCCGAGAUCUGCCCAUCUCCAGCUUUGGACCAAUGAAAAAUUUCUUCAAACUAAUGGGCAAUGCACGCGAUGUAAGAAGGUCCUCCGCAAUCAUUUAUAAUACCAUGGACUGCCUCGAAGAGUCAUCAUUAACAAAGCUUCAACAACAAUGCCAUGUUCCAAUCUUUGCAAUAGGACCAGUUCACAAGAUUGUUCCAGCACCAUCUUGUAGAUUACUAGAAGAGGACAGUAGCUGCAUGUCAUGGCUUGACAAACAAGCUCCAAACUCUGUCAUCUAUGUAAGUCCAGGAAGUUUAGCUUCCACGAAUGAGAAAGACCUAAUAGAAAUGGCAUGGGGUUUGGCAAAUAGCAAGCAACCUUUUUUGUGGGUGGUUCGACCUGGCUCAGUACAUGGUUCAGAAUGUUUUGAGUCAGUGCCUGGGGGAUUAAGAGAAAUUGUUGGAGAGAGAGGUUGUGUUGUGAAAUGGGCACCGCAAAAAGAGGUUCUGGCACAUAAUGCAGUAGGAGGGUUUUGGAGCCACUGUGGUUGGAACUCAUUACUUGAAAGUGUAUCUGAAGGGGUUCCAAUCAUAUGUAGACCAAGCUUUGGGGAUCAGAAGGUGACUGCUAGGUAUGUAAGUCAAGUAUGGAGAGUGGGUUUGCAUUUGGAGGAUGAAUUGGAGAGAGGAGAAAUAGAGAGAGUUGUUAGAAGGCUGAUGGUUGAUAAAGAGGGGGAGGGGAUGAGGCAGAGGGCAAUGAACUUGAAGGAGAAAGCAGAGCUUUGUAUCAGGACAGGUGGUUCUUCCUAUAAUUCCUUGAACAAGUUGGUAGAAUUAAUCAAAUCGUUUUAA
This is a messenger RNA of Dovyalis caffra, 1362 nucleotides long. The record is from the annotation of a GenBank genome assembly. Lineage: Eukaryota; Viridiplantae; Streptophyta; Magnoliopsida; Malpighiales; Salicaceae.